GGGUCACAUGAUCCGACUUGCCACCAUCAUCAUCAUAAAUCAAUAAAAAACAUGGAAUGAACGGAAAAUUGACCGGCUGCUUUCUUUAAUUUAAAGAUAGAACAUCUAGAAAUAAUAUUAAAAAAGUGAAAAUAUAGUUUUUGUAGCAAUCAAGAUGGGGUCGUUAUUACGAAGUGAGGAGAUGACACUAUGUCAGCUGUUUCUCCAAUCAGAAGCAGCGUACACCUGUGUGUCGGAACUUGGUGAACUUGGACUUGUACAGUUUAGAGAUCUGAAUCCUGAUUUUAACGCUUUCCAGAGAAAGUUUGUCAAUGAGAUCCGACGCUGUGAGGAAAUGGAAAGAAAACUGAGAUUUUUAGAGAAAGAGAUUAAGAAAGAUGGAAUACCUAUGUUAGAUACAGGAGAUAAUCCUGAUGCUCCGGCACCUAGAGAAAUGAUAGAUUUAGAGGCGACAUUUGAAAAAUUAGAAAAUGAAAUGAAAGAAGUGAACGCCAAUUCUGAAGCUUUAAAGAAAAAUUAUUUGGAACUGACAGAAUUAAAACACAUUUUACGCAAAACUCAAACGUUCUUCGAGGAGGCUGAAUUUCACAACCGUCAGGCAAUGCAUGAUCCCUACCUUGGAGAAGAAACAGUAGGUUUACUUGGAGAGGAAGCUCAGCAGCGAGGCCGUGGAUUACGGCUUGGGUUUGUAGCUGGUGUCAUAUUACGAGAAAAAUUACCAGCGUUUGAGAGAAUGUUGUGGAGAGCAUGUAGAGGAAACGUCUUCCUUCGUCAAGCAGAAAUAGAUAAACCUAUGGAAGAUCCUGUUUCUGGAGAUCAAGUAUUAAAAUCUGUGUUCAUCAUUUUCUUUCAAGGAGAUCAACUCAAGUCUCGUGUUAGAAAGAUCUGUGAAGGUUUCCGUGCUACGUUGUAUCCAUGUCCCGAAACACCAUCAGAGAGACGAGAGAUGUCGCUAGGUGUAAUGACGAGGAUAGAAGAUCUCAAUACUGUUUUAGGUCAAACUGGAGACCAUCGUCAUCGUGUAUUGGUUGCCGCAGCUAAAAAUAUAAAAGUUUGGUUUAUUAAAGUGCGGAAGAUCAAGGCUAUUUAUCAUACACUCAACAUGUUUAACCUGGACGUCACACAGAAAUGUCUGAUAGCCGAGUGUUGGUGUCCGUGUGCUGACCUAGAUAGAAUUCAACAAGCUUUACAACGGGGAACCGAGAGAAGUGGUAGUAGUGUACCAUCUAUAUUAAACAGAAUGUCUACAAAACAAGAACCACCAACUUAUAAUAGAAAUAAUAAAUUAACAAAAGGUUUUCAGAAUCUAGUUGAUGCUUACGGUGUCGCUAGUUAUAGAGAAAUUAAUCCAGCUCCAUUCACGAUUAUAACUUUCCCAUUUUUAUUUGCUGUGAUGUUUGGUGAUAUGGGUCAUGGUUUGAUCAUGUUUCUGUUUGCUCUGUGGAUGGUUGUUAGAGAAAAACAACUACAAGCAAAGAAAAUAGAUAAUGAGAUCUGGACAACAUUUUUUGGUGGUCGUUAUAUAAUAUUAUUAAUGGGAGCGUUUUCUAUGUACACUGGCUUUAUUUAUAACGACAUCUUUUCCAAAUCACUCAAUUUAUUUGGUUGUCAGUGGCACGCUACAAAACAUGAAUAUACAGAGGCCGUAUUAAAUCACGGGAAAUUAUUCCAGUUAAACCCGAAUGGUUCAUACUAUGGAUCACCAUAUCCACUAGGUCUAGAUCCGAUUUGGUCUGUAGCUGUCAAUAAAAUAGCUUUUACUAAUUCUCUUAAGAUGAAGACCUCCAUUAUACUUGGAGUGUCUCAGAUGUUUUUUGGCGUCUCUUUAAGCUUACUUAAUCACAGAUAUUUUAAGAAUCCAUUGAAUAUAUUUUGUGAGUUUAUACCACAAGUAAUUUUCCUCUUCUGUAUGUUCGGUUAUCUCUGUAUCCUGGUUUUCCAUAAAUGGGUGAAUUACACGUCUGCUGAAGCUGGCACUGCUCCGAGUUUAUUAAUAGGGGCCAUCAAUAUGUUUCUGUUUCACUAUCCAGUACCUAAAGAUGGUCAGAUAGGAGUUUCUGAUGGACAGAAAGGUUUUCAGGGAUUCCUGGUUGUUGUUGCUGUUCUAUGUGUUCCGUGGAUGUUGUUCGCUAAACCCUUCUUAUUACGAUAUCAACAAAGAUACGGACAGAAACGACGAAAGUUUGAUGUGUUGCUAGGCGAUAUUAACGGUGAAUCAGAAGUCGCUUACGCUUCACCACAUGCUCGUUAUACCGAGACUGAUAUUCAGUUUAAACAUCAACAUCUGUCAGUGAACAGCGGAGAUCUCGUAAACCAUUCAGAUCCAGAAGCAGAAGUCACGCAUCAUAAUGAUGUCGGCGGUACUCACCACGUAGAGGAGGAAGAAGAGAAGGUAUUUGAUUUCCCUGAAGUCAUGAUCAACCAGUCUAUUCAUACUAUUGAAUAUUGUCUUGGCUGUAUCUCACACACAGCUUCCUAUCUACGACUGUGGGCUCUCAGUCUUGCUCAUGCACAAUUAUCAGAAGUUUUAUGGACGAUGGUGAUGAGGAUUGGGCUAGGAUUUUCAGGCUUCGUGGCACCGUUUGCAAUAGUUAUAAUAUUCGCAUUUUGGGCGUGUCUGACGGUCGUUAUCUUGGUUCUGAUGGAGGGACUCUCAGCUUUUCUCCAUGCUCUGCGUCUUCACUGGGUUGAAUUUCAGAGUAAAUUCUACAAAGGUGAAGGCUACAUGUUCCAACCAUUCUCAUUUGAAGAUAUUCUCGAUCAUGGUGGAGAAGAAAAAUAGAAUCUUAGGUCUGAUUUUAUUAGUGGUUCAGAAACAGGGUCUAUCAAACAUUUUAUUUUUCAUCUGAAGUUUUACUCAAAAUUCAUUGGCUUUAAAAAGUGAUGAACUGAAAAUAACCAUAAUAGAAUAACUUCAGUAUAUAUUCCAUUAAACAUACACAGAACGAAUAUAUUCUAUGAAAUAUUGUUUAAUACUAAGCAAAGUUUGGAUUUGGAUCUUCUAUUAAACAUACGCAGUACACAAUUCUAUGGAAUUCAUAUUGAUGUUAUUCUAUACUGUCUAACUUUGUGGGUUUUCUCCGGGUCCUCCGGUUUUAUCCCACUGCAAGCCGAUUACUGAAAUAAAAUUGAACCAUAUGUUAGUCCCAAAAUGACCUAGUUUGUGUUGAGUGGACGUUAAACCCUAUUUAGAGAAUUUACCAGACUGUUAAUGUUGAUUGCAUGAUCUUGAUAAACAUCUCUAGUUUAGAAUUUAUCAGACUAUUACUGUAGAUUGCAUGAUCUCGGCCUCUAAUGAUUUAAAUGGUAUCGCGUGCACAAUAACAGCCCUCUAAAUUCUAAACAGGACUUGUUUAUCACCUAAAUGUUCAAUAUUGAAAUUUCAAUUAGAAAAAUUAGUUUUAAUUUAUGAAAAAGAAAUAUUGCAAGGUGAGUGACUAGGAAAAUGUUUAUCGUCUAAAUGUUCAAUAUUGAAAUUACAAUUAGAAAAUUAAUUUUAAUUUAUGAAAGAGAAAUUAUGGGUGUUUGAGUGAUUAGGCUUUAAAAUACAGAUGUGACGUCAGCCUUUGAUGUUAGCGUAACAUUAUUUCAAAUAAUGGUACGGGCAACCUGCUAAUCGCACAUUAUUUAUACUAGAUGAAAUAUUGGACUCACGUGACGUAUUUCAUUCCAAAGCACGUGCAAGUGUCUGUAUUUUUUGUUGUUUAAUGGUCUCGAGCUAAAGACAUUGUGUAAUAUAUUGAAACAACACUCAGGCAGUAUCAAUACAUUACUUAAUAUAUCGCUCUCGACCAUUAAACCGAACAUAACAAACCUCUAUUUAUAUGGCAUUAUUAAAAGCUCAUUUCAUUAUUCGUUAAUAUUCAAUACACAAUGAUUUAAUACCGUUCAUAAUAAAACCGGUUCUCUUUUGGUUUAGCGAUUGUGAGCUCAGAACAUUCUGAAAUGACAGAAUUUCAAUCAACAUAGUUCUAUUAGUUCCAAUAACGGAUGUGUCUUGGGAGUAGAAUCAUGAAAUUAUCAAACCCAAAAACAUGUUCCAGCUGUCAUGAUGUUUUGAGAUAUUAUAAGUCGGCACAUGUUCUACACACGAUUGUUCUUUGGAUCGAGAGAAUUUUAUACCUGAUAGAUUCAUUAUAGUAUCUCCUAAGAAAAGCGGAAUCCCUACUUUAAUUUAAUUAUGUCAUGUUUUACUAACGUUAUAGUUAAUACUAUCAUCUUCUGCACAUUCAUUUGAAUGAUCUAUAUCAUUAAUCACGUAAUAUUAAAUAAACAUUCGAUUUCAUUCAUGUCUUCAACUUACUUUGUAUAUUCAUGGUAGUAAUGUAAACCUCAAAAUGAAUAUACGGCAACAUUUCUACAUAAACAUUUCCAUUUCUCAUUGACAUGUCGUGCUAUUAUUAUAAUUAUUAUUAUAUGAUACUCUUAGACAACAAGCUGACUGAUUAGUCUGCUAUAGAUUCGAAAAUUUAAUAUUUCUUCAUGAAUGCUUCACUGUUCAGCCUUGAUUAAAAUGGUCAUGCUACUGUCGUUUUGUUUUAAUGGCAGGGGGUUAAAUCUUUGAGGAUAGGAUUUGAGCCGUAUUAAUUUAAUGGUUUGUGGGGGUAAUUAUACUCCACUCUAACUUUAAUGAUUGGAAUAGUUUGUGGGGUAAAUAAACUCCACCCUAACUUUUGUUUUGUUAUGGAACAUAGAUGUUUUUUGUAAUUAAUGCUGCUAGUGACAGUAGAUCGCAUUUAAAAUAUUCAUUUCGUGCUCACAUGAAUUUCUUAUUCUAUAUUUAUUAAAAUCUGUUAAGUAUAAAAUGUUGAAAUUAAAGUGCUGAUAUGUGAUGUAUUUUAUGUGAACCAUUAGAUGUUGUAAAUUUGGUAGAAAACAUAAAUUAUUAACAUUGUUAAUUAUUAGCUAUAAAAUAUGUUACACGUGUAUCCAAGUGUGUCAGGAGGGGUGGGGGGUGGGUGAUAAACACUAUGAAGGGGCGCUGACAGGCCCGUAGCUAUUGGGGGGGGUGGGGGGCAAUACGAAGCCAAUGACCAAAGUGCCCACAUCAGUAUGGGCGUCCUGUAAAGUCGGGUGACAUUGGUUGGGCUGUCCUGCAUGCCCCUCCCCCACUACCUACGGGACUAGCUGACAGUCGUUGAUAUUUGAAAAGUUUGAUAUCUGUCAGUCCAUCAGUUUUUUUAAUUGUGAGAUCAGUUUCGUUUUUAGACAGACGAUAAUACUACCCCCAAAUCCCCUACUAACCCCCAAUCUCUCCUGGCUAAGUGACUAGUGAAUGUAUGUUAUUAUCAAAAUGAGAUUUAGUUUACAUGCAUCUUUGAGAAAAUGUAGUCCGAAAUUAGUCCGUCAAUUUUCAGGUGUUUCAUAUAACUCUGAUUAGUUAAGAUUUCGUCAAAAGGAACAUGAUGAUUUUUAGUAUGAUCUCAAUUUAUAAAAAUGAUUUUCAAGGGUUUUUAUACAUCAAAAACGUAAAUUGAACUUAUUGACAAAGAUUAUGCCAAGAGGGUAUAUAUUAUAUUUCUUAUUGAAAAUGUAGAAGUAUAUAGAGAGAUGUGUUUUUAUAAAAAAAAAAAUGUAAAUCUAACCUAUUGACAAAAUUUAUGCGAAGAUGGUAUAUUUCUUGUAUAAAAGUAUAUUAGAAUUAUUAUCUGGGGUCUAAUUCAUAGAAAUUUAAACUGGAAUAUUUUUAAGGUUGCAGCCAUUUCAUUGGUCGAGAGUUAAAAUUCUAGUAUAAAAUUCAGCUCUUGGCUAAUAAAAGGGCUGUAUUCUUAAAACAUUUUGAUUUAAGUUUUUAUGAAUAAGGCCCCAGAUGUAUAGUAUAGUUGUUAUUGAAAAUAUAGAAAUAUAUUAAAAAUUUUAUCCUGGAUAACAUUAUAUAGUCUAUCUAUAGUAUUGAUAAACUUACUAAAUUAUAGCUUUUAAUCGACUCUAAUUGUCACAAUUUUCGAUCCUAGAGAUAACUUUACCAUUCGUUUAUCUCCGGUAAAACUCGCCGGCCAUUAAUCAGUGUGAAAUCGGUUCCUAAGCUCCGCCCCCAGUGGCUACUGAUUGGCAGGAUUUGUUAGAAUUUAAUCGCUACGGAUUUCUUGACAAUUAGGCAUUGGUUCGUUGCGUGAGUUACAUAUUAAUUCGAAAACAGCCGAUUUGAUGAUUUACCGGAACUAUUUUUAGUGCUCAAUGUGAGUGAUUCGGCUAAAUACUUGAAAUUUCUGAAGAAACUCGAGUUUGAGCCGCCCUCUUGGAUCUUUGUGAAGCGACCAACGGAAGGGUACAUCACAAGUUUAUGGUAAACUUAUCUCUGGGAUUGAGAUUGUAAUUUUCACUGAACAUAACUUAUAGAUAAAAUAGUUAAUGUUUGAAUUAUUGUAUAAGUCUAUUAGUAACUAUUCACAUAAAGACACACCCCCCAACCUUAAUAUUAUUAAAAUAGGGCGUGUCUUGUUAAUAUGUUUUAGUGGGUAAAGUGUGGAAACUUCACUGAAUGUGCCCAUCCAAUUGUUUUAGUGGGUAUAAGGUGUGGGCACCUCACUUUGCCCAUCCCCUUUUACUUUACUGGGUAUAAGGACGUGUGUGGAAACCCCACUGUCCCCACCCCCUAUUGUUUUAGUGGGUGAGGUGUGAACACCUCAUUGUGUCCGUCCGGUGGUCUAGAUUGUCACACUUCGACCUCUAGCUGACCGGUCACCUCUGGCUUGCAGUUGUAUCACGCUCCCUGGAGUGAGUGUACGUGACUUGGAGAUGGGGCGCCUUCUCAACCUUGUGGGUUUACUCCGGGUACAUUAAAAAUGAAAGUAAGACACCUGUGGGGGAAGCGGACAUUAAACACUACAAUAGUAGAGAGAAAAUGAAGUGGGUUUGAAGUGGCUUUAUCACCAGACUGUUAACACAUAUUCUCUAGUGGAUGGUGGGUAAGACGCUGGCUCGCUAGCCUGAAGGUCGGGUGUUCGAUCCCAUCAUUGGCCGAGAAAGUUCUUCCAGAUUUUCCAGCGUGGUUCAGUGAUGCAGGACGGAGGGCCUGACAAGGACAGCUGUCUAGUCAUUCUGACGGGAUGGAAAACCAAGGUCCUGUGUACACAUUGGCGGGCACGUAAAAGAUGCCUUGAAAGUUGGAAUUCAAUAUAAGAGUAGGCCGUAGUGCCACUGUCUGGGCAAAAUUUCCCUCAUAACACACCGUAUGGCGUAUGCCCGUCUUCAUUAGCCCAGUUCGGAGCAGAAAAGUAGGACGUUAAACCCCAUUUCAUUUGUCUUGUAGACAAUAAGCCUGUGGACACAUUGGGGAGAAACAUAUCAUUUGAAGGAGGCUAUACGCAGUAGCAGUAAAACAUAAUACUUCAUGUUUAGUCCCAGUGGCAUAUAGGACCAUUUGUAGUACAGUACUAUUAUUGUUAUUUUAAAUUUUUAUUGAAUUUCUGUAGAGUAUUUAAGAAAUUUGUCUAUUAAAUAAUUGGUUGUUUAUUUAUAAUGAGAUCUGAAACCAUAUGUAUUCAAUAUAUAAAAGAAAUGAAAUGGGAUUUAACAUCCUACUGUUCUGCACCGACUGGGCUAAUGAAGAGAAGGGAUAUUUAUAUAUAAAUAGAAUCCAUGCAUAUCAUGAGUAUGAUCAGUUAUAAUCAUUAUUAAUUUACCCAAGAAAUCCAUGAACAACUCUCUGGUAUAUAAUGCAGGACGGAAGGCUUGACAAUGACAGCUGUCUAGUCGUUCAGAUGGGGUGAAAAAAUGAGGUCCUGUGUAUACAUUGGCGUGCACGUAAAAGAUCCCUUGGCAGUUAGAAUUUGAUAUAAGAGUAGGUCGUAGUGCCGCUGUCCGGGCAAAAUUUCCCUCAUAGCACACUGUAUGGCUAAACUCGUCAUCAUUAGCCCAGUCAGGAGCAGAACAGUAGGACGUUAAACCCCAUUUCAUUUCCCUGGUAUAUAAUAUAUUAAAUCAAAACAACAUUUUCAUACUUCAUUACAUUUUAAUAUUUGUUGCACAGCAGAUUAUUUACGAUGGCGCUCGUCUUGUUGUUAACAGACUUUGACAGGCGACCCUACUCCUUGUCACGUACAAGUGAGGAAUCGAAACCACGCCACUUGAUUCAAUGACAGACCUUAUGAUACAACGCGCACGCAUUAAACUAUUCGGCCAUGUAUUCCCGUGCUGCGUGAUUUGGACUUAGAACAUGUUCAAAUUAGUUCGAUUCCAUUCCCUGUCAAAACAUUUUAUAAUAAAUAAAUAUCCAUUUCUACAGCGCUAAAUCUCAACAAACAUUGUGCUUGUAGAGCUCGCUAAAUCUCAACAAACAUUGUGCUUGUAGAGCUUGACAAAACAUAUCUACCCAAAGCAUCUUUGCUUCUCAGUUAUAGCUUCUUUGAAACAAAUAAGUUUUUUAAAGUUUUGAUCGCAAAUGUAUCUUUAAUAUAUGUUACACUGCAGAUCUCAUAUACAUAUGACACCUUUGAAAGUAUCAUAUACCUUGACCUUUGACUCAUUGUUUUCCUUUAAAAAAAAUACUCAUAAUUAAUUUACCUAAUUUUGAUAAUGUUUGACAUAAAGUGGACGGUUAAAACAGACUUAGAUAAGUUCAUUGUGUUAAAAUGUUAUUUUGACUUAAUAUUUCUCGUGAAAACCUAAAAUAAAGUAUUUUUUAAGGAUGAGGCCAUUUCAUUGGCUGAGAUUAUCAUUGCAGCAGUCAUCCAAUGAAAAGGCUCCACUGUUUAAAUUAUUUUAGUUUUAAGAUUUUGUAGGAAUGGCCUAUGUUCGUAUAGUAGGUUUGAGUUGGUCACAAUAAAAUCUUGUCGAGAAAUGGAAAGCAUACAGUGCCCUGUGUACAAUACCUAUUAAAUAGAAAGCAGGCCAUGCCUUGUAUAUGAUACCUAUCACAUGAUACCUUAUCCCUAUGUUUAUUGAUUGUUGAUGUUUAUGACUUGAGACGUAUAAAUUAAUAUUAUUUGUUAUUUUGGUUUAUUGUCUUAUUAUUGUGAAUAAAUGAAGUGUUGUGUUCAGAAA
Patella vulgata (common limpet) is the source of this 8985-nucleotide messenger RNA. RefSeq names its product V-type proton ATPase 116 kDa subunit a 1. Gene Ontology annotation, cellular component: vacuolar proton-transporting V-type ATPase complex; vacuolar proton-transporting V-type ATPase, V0 domain; plasma membrane. The record is from RefSeq and is a predicted model, not a curated record. Bases 155 to 2782 code for a protein of 875 amino acids. The transcript is spliced from 23 exons. Gene Ontology annotation, molecular function: ATPase binding; proton-transporting ATPase activity, rotational mechanism. Lineage: Eukaryota; Metazoa; Mollusca; Gastropoda; Patellidae. Gene Ontology annotation, biological process: vacuolar acidification; proton transmembrane transport.